ACUUCCUGGUUGUUGCUUGGCGCUGCAUGUUGUGGUUAAUAAACAAUUGAUUGAUUUAUCCCAAGGAAUGGUACAUCUCCUCCUGCGACGGGACUGGAUCGGCCGCAUUCGUCUAGCGCUCACUCUCUUCGGACUCCCGUACACCGUGUGCUCCCUCGGAGCCAGGCCUGCCAUCUCCUGCACAUCUUCUCACCCUUUCAGAACCACCAGACCCAGUUGCUGUAAACUUUUUGCCACCAGUGUCUGGACAAUGCCAUCAUCAGCAGCGCCUCAUGUUAAGUCCAGAUGCCCCCAGUAUCCAGGGUCCAAAAUCAAGCGUUUCGUUGUGCCUGAUGACAAGGUGGACUGGAGUCAGAGCUGGCCGCAGUAUAAUCCGGUCACCUACACCGACCCGUCAGUGUUAAAGAAGCCAGCAUGGGCGGAUCCUGAAAUUGGCUCUUUCUCUCCAAAGUUCAACACUGUGGAUGGUGCUGCGGACAGGACGAGCUUCGGCGGCAACUACAAAGUAGAAAAAGGAAAGCCACUAAAUCCUCAUGGACGCACAGGAGUGACUGGUAGGGGUUUGCUGGGACGAUGGGGACCCAAUCACGCAGCAGAUCCCAUUGUCACCAGAUGGAAAGUUGACGCCAAAGGAGCAAAGAUAACUCACUCGGUCUCCAAGCGGCCGAUCCUGCAGUUUGUGUCCAUCAAGAGGAAAGACUGUGGGGAGUGGGCCAUUCCUGGGGGGAUGGUGGAUCCAGGAGAGCAGGUCUCUCUCACGCUGCAGAGGGAGUUCUCAGAGGAAGCGCUGAAUUCGUUGGCGAUCUCACCAGCAGACAGAGAAAAAAUCAGUGAACGCAUCACCAAACUCUUCAAAUCACCAGGUUUCCAGGUCUAUAAAGGCUAUGUGGAUGAUCCUAGAAACACUGACAAUGCUUGGAUGGAGACGGUCGCUGUCAACUUCCAUGAUGACUCAGGCAACAGUGUUAGCGAGCUGCCGUUGCAAGCUGGCGAUGACGCAGGACAAGUCCAGUGGGUUGAUGUUGACUCGUCCUUCCCGCUCUUUGCGAAUCAUUCCCAUUUCCUGGAGCUGGUUGCCAAAGAGAGGAAAGCUCACUGGUAAACAGGGACGACAGUCUGUGACAGGACGAUGAAGGAAACAUUAGGAGCCCUGUCGCUCUCUGUGCACUAAGAGUGCUUGUGCAUUUAGGAUGCAUGACACCUAACCUCAUGUAAAUCUUCCCUUGCUAAUUUAAUCAUAAUAAUCGUAGCUAUUGAAGCCUUAUAUGCGCUCAUAUACAUGCCCACUAUACACUGAAGGUUGAAUGCUUGGCUGCAGUCAGAGGAGACGGAUCGGCACACGUUAGAGAUGCUGUUUGACAUUUGUCACAGAAAAUCGAAUAAAAGAGAGGACUUGUGCAUUUUCAUAGAAAAAAAAUCAAUUAAUUGCUUGGAAGAAGCUCAACUUGAGACUGUUAUGAUGCAAGAUGCUGCUGCGUGGCACACCACAUUAUUUCUGUUGGCACUAAUUAUGCUAAUUUAUUCAAUGUUAACAAGGAUCACAUUAACUCAGCGCGAUCAUGUAAGAAGAAACACAAUGAGCUGCUGAACAUUACACAUACUACAUUAAUUUAAGUGUGAUACGGAGGGGGCAAUCAAAAAAAAAAAGUGCAGCCUGACUUUGAUCUUUAGAUGUGAAAAGAAAAUGAAGAUGGUGUGUUGGAGCUGCUCACACAGCAGAGCAUAGACAGGCCCUGAAUCUGGAGGACAAACAUGUUUUCAAGUGUUAACAGACAGUGAAAGCAAAGGCCAUUUCACACUCGACAGCCUGCCUUUUCCAAAAUGUUCACAUCAGUACGUGUCAUCUCACUGCUGGGCGUUCUUUGAAUUACGCAUUAAGUGGCUCAUAUCUGUUAAGAUUCAUGACACAAAUGCUAACACAUGGACACUUCUGUCAUCAAAAGACAGCCAAGUCUUAAAGGAACAGUUUCCCCCAAACUGAAAAGAAAAAAAACGACCUCCUGUGCAGUGAUAUGGUUGGCAGGUGUAGUGUGGUAGAAAGAAAAUAGUUCCCUCUGGGGAAGGCUCUAACAACUAAUUUCCCCCCAAGACUAAGACUAGUGUACAAGUAAAAAGUAAGGAAACACUCAGAAAAAAAAACUACAAUUUAAGGUAUAAGGUUAAACAUUGUCAGAAAAAAAUACUGCAUAUAUUAUAAAAGCCAUAUGAAAUUGUUAUUCAUAUUUUUCAAAAACAAAUCCAAAUGUCUCUGAGAUGUGUAGCAUAUUGCACCAAGCAUUAGGAACAACUGAUAAAUUUGACAACAGCUUACUAAAUAAAAAAAUCACAGAUAAAGUUUAUUAAAAACAACACUUUCGGAAAACAUUUCUUUAGGAAAUUGACUUUGUAUAAUAACAGAAUUUUUAUUGGAUGAACAAAAUUGAAUGAAAUAGUAAGAAUUUUAAUAAUUAUAUACUGGAGAUAUAGUAAUAAUUUUUCUUUUUUUUUUUUUUCCAGAAUAUUCAAUCUUCAACUCAAUUUUUUUUCCUGAACAAAUAUACCUGUACAAUCUUAAGUGCAAAUAGCAUGUUCACAUUGAGAGGAUUGAUACAUAUUUAGUAAACAACAACAACUAACAAACAAAUAGACAAACAAAGAAAAACAAAUUAGUAAAAAAAAAAAAAAAAAAAGA
Messenger RNA from Plectropomus leopardus (leopard coralgrouper), 2671 nucleotides. It is a transcript of the gene nudt9, whose product is annotated as nudix (nucleoside diphosphate linked moiety X)-type motif 9. Gene Ontology annotation, molecular function: ADP-ribose diphosphatase activity. The record is from RefSeq and is a predicted model, not a curated record. NCBI's taxonomy places the organism in Eukaryota, Metazoa, Chordata, Actinopteri, Perciformes, Serranidae.